AUGGCGCAAACAACUCGCCCCAAUGCCUCGGCAAUAACCUCUCAUAUGAGCACAAAUAAUGAUUCCGCCCCGCACAUCGCAACAGCUGCCCAAGUCCAACACAACCUUCAACAUCAGCACCUCUGGACCUCAUUAACGAGCUACACAAUCCCAGCAAACACCACACAAACAGAACCCCUCAAUGCACCGAAAGAGCCAAUUCCUUUGAUCUCGGGCUACCCGCCACACCGGGUAUACACACACCCAGACGAGCAACUGUACAUGUUAGAAAACAAGAUCAAGGAAGACGAUCUGCAACCAGAGCGCAUGUUUGUCGUGCCGACUACGCAAGGGCAGUCAUGGAGUCUGCGCCACAUGGCCGUUGUCUUUGAUAAGCUACCGGAGUUUGUGGAACAAGCAAGAGAGCAGGAUGGUGGAUCACUGGGCGUGAAGGCUGCGGAUGAUCCCGAGAAGCGGGAGCAGUUGGCCAGGUAUUACGCCAAGAAGGAGGAGGUUUCGCGUACGGGAGAAUGGGGCUCACAGCGUCUGCUGCUUGCUAUGAUCGAUAAGGGGAUGGGUGGAGAUGGGACGGUGGCGUACUAUGUUGUGCAGGAGGGAGAGGUGAAGCCCCGGCAGAAUUGA
Penicillium olsonii is the source of this 621-nucleotide messenger RNA. NCBI's taxonomy places the organism in Eukaryota, Fungi, Ascomycota, Eurotiomycetes, Eurotiales, Aspergillaceae. The record is from the annotation of a GenBank genome assembly.